Oppiella nova is the source of this 1497-nucleotide messenger RNA. The record is from the annotation of a GenBank genome assembly. Lineage: Eukaryota; Metazoa; Arthropoda; Arachnida; Sarcoptiformes; Oppiidae.
AUGACUGUCAGCCCCUCUAACCCGCCAUUCAGGGGGAAAAUCAAGGACCCAUACCGGUUGAGCAUAAAUAUUCACCACAUACUAAGUGCACUGGUAUUUGCCUUGCGAUAUGCCUUAUCAGCCAUAUGUGACAGCACCGGUACGCGGACCCUACUGGACAACUCCAACUACUUAUUGGGCAACUCCCGGCUCAUAUCAGCCUUGUUUAGUCUCAUCGGGCUUCUGGUGUUUUCAAUCGCGGCCAUCACUAACUAUAUGGAGUGGACGGGUAGUCACCACACAAUCGCGUUCAUGAACCACAUUAAGGACCACACAAUCGGACAGCCCUUAAACGAGGCAAAUGAGCGCCGAUUUGGUAACUUUGCAAACGUGUUGACCAGAUAUCUGGUGAACAAACUAUUUAUACCAAUGUUUCUCAUAUUCACGUCACUAUUAUUGUGGUCGACACUAACCUCAUAUCUAAACCACGAGAGCGACUGCCCUAUCGUAUUGUCCAUAUUCUGGUCACUGGUUACCCUCAGCUUUUCCUAUCAAAUGUUUAGCUUGGCCUUUAUUGAGCUACUGUCCGGCGCCGACAUUGGCUACUAUUGUCUCGAUUUAUUCCCUAUGAAUACCUAUGAGUUUUACGAGUAUUGCUCUGUUGAUUACGUGAAGUAUAGGCACGAUGUGGUGCGGGUCGAGCAUAACCACGACUACGAGAGCACCGGGAGGUGGAGAGUGACGGUUAGAGAUAACAACAACGAGGGAGCUGUGAGUGAGGAGGUGUUCGAUGGGGUAAUGGUGUGCACCGGACAUCACGGCAAACCACUAAUGCCUACACUCCCGGAUCAGCACCUAUUCCGGGAUGAAAUAGUCCACUCGCAGGGGUAUAGAGAACCGGACGGUUAUGCGGGUAAACGUGUGGUUGUCGUAGGAGUGGGCCAUUCAGGCGGUGACGCCAGUGUCGAGUUGUCUCGCAUAUGUCAGAAGGUACGCAAACUAUUUUCCUAUAUAAUUGAAUUGAUCAGUGCUAUUUUCCAUAUGGAUGUCGACAUGUUUCAAUUGAAACCCAAACACCGGUUCCUAUCUCAACACACGCUCGUCAGUGAAUACCUGCCCCUUUGCAUACAUACGGUGCCAUAUCUAUCAAAGGCAAUAUCGACCGGUUCACUGCCAAUGGUGUCAUAUUUGAGGAUUUUAAGGGAAACGAGUGAAACCCCGUGCGAUGCGGUCCUACUGUCCACCGGAUAUAAGCUGUGGUUUCCAUUCCUCUCGCCGAAGAUUAUACGUGUCGAUGGAAAUCCACCGACACCCCAUAGCCUGGCAUUCAUAGGACUGGUGCAACCGUUGGGAACUCUAUUCCCGUUGAGUGAGAUCCAGGCGCGUUUGUUCGCCCAACUCAUGGCUAAAAAGUCUAGACUCCCCUCCCGGGAGGUCAUGUCGGCCGAUAUAGAGAUCUAUGAAGAAAAGAGGAUACAAUUUGUGGACUCCGAUCGACACGAGUUGGAGACCAAUUGA